Archocentrus centrarchus (flier cichlid) is the source of this 1256-nucleotide messenger RNA. RefSeq names its product cysteine-rich protein 2 (gene crip2). Bases 137 to 751 code for a protein of 204 amino acids. The record is from RefSeq and is a predicted model, not a curated record. The transcript has 8 exons. Lineage: Eukaryota; Metazoa; Chordata; Actinopteri; Cichliformes; Cichlidae.
CUGAAUAGAUGCUCCAGCUUCUGUGAGCGGAGCGGGACACUUGCUGUGGAGAGCAGAGCUAAAGGACAAAUUGAGAGUGGAAACCGCUGCGGACAACCAAAAUACACCGCUUUCACUCGACCCACAACAUUCAAAAAUGGCCUCAAAGUGUCCUAAGUGCGAGAAGACUGUGUAUUUCGCUGAAAAGGUGUCAUCACUGGGGAAGGACUGGCACAAACUGUGUCUCAAAUGUGACCGCUGCAAUAAGCUUCUGAACGCCGGAGGCCACGCUGAGCACGAUGGAAGGCCCUACUGCCACAAACCAUGCUAUGCUGCCCUCUUUGGGCCAAAAGGUGUGAACAUUGGUGGAGCAGGUUCUUAUGUGUAUGAUACUCCUGCCAACAGCACGUCUCCCACCAGCGUGGAUUCAGUAACCAAAGCUGAAGAGAAGCGUGUGUAUGCACCUAAGGUGCCAUCAAAAGCUGGCAGCAUCACCACUUUUUCUGGGGAGGCCAACCUGUGCCCUCGGUGCAACAAGAAGGUGUAUUUUGCCGAGAAGGUGACGUCACUGGGCAAGGACUGGCAUCGGCCCUGUCUGCGCUGUGAGAGAUGCAGCAAGACUCUUGCUGCUGGCAGCCACGCAGAGCAUGAUGGCCAGCCCUACUGCCACAAACCGUGUUAUGCUGUUCUCUUCGGGCCCAAAGGUGUGAACACUGGUGGUGUGGGCAGCUACAUCUAUGACAAGGAGCCCAGUGCAGUGACCCAGCCUUGAACCUUUUGUCCCCUCAGCCUCACCUCUCUUCUCUACACAACACUGACCAUCAACCACAGUAUUAUUUGCAACCUCUUUUCUCUUCCCCAUCCGUGUGUUCGUACCCAAGACAACCAGCCUUCUGCUCCAGAUCCUCUCCUAAGUCUCUGCUGUUCUCCUUUACUCUGCCCCGGAUCAAAUUUAGCUACACAAGGAAUGAUUCAUUGACUACAAGUGCUGCCUAGACAUGUGUUAUAUGUAUUUGCUGCAGGAGCACAAAACACAUCCAGCAUUCCCACAUUAAUGAUAUUGCACACCAGCGAUGUUUACACAUUUCUAAAUAUAUAUAUAUGAACACAUUAAAUGUCACUACAUUAAAACAUAAAGGUCUUAAAUUUCAAAUCUUUCACCCACAAAACAAAUGUUUGUGAUGAUGCGUGUGUAAAGAAAACAAACAAAAAGAAAAGAGGUGAAAAAAAAAAAAAAAGCAAUCAGAAAGGGAUUCUCAGGUGUGCAAAAAGUGCUC